AAGGAGGGCUCUGAGAUACCCAAUUAAGCUCCACUUUCAGAAACUCUGACAGCUCUGAGGAGGACUAAGAAAGAGCAGGGAAAGGAAGAAAACAAGGAAGUGGUGAGACCAUCAGGAGCGAAGGUAUAAGGUGAUAAUUUGCUGCCGCUUCGCAAACGUCAACUGGCAAAUCCAGAUUCCCUUAAAGGAAGAUCCUUCCUCAGCAAGGCCCAAGGAAGAUGCUGGAAAAGACUCUCUCAGCCAUGACCUGGCUCUGCAUUCUCAUUGUGGCCUUUGCCAGCCACCCAGUGUGGCCACAGAAGCCCCCUACGGGCAACAUACUCGCAAAGUACAAACUGGCUGCCUACUGUCAGGAUAUGCAGGAGCUCAAGGCCGAAGUUGCCAACCUAAGCAGUCUGCUGAGUGAACUGAGUCAGAAGAAGGAGAGGGACAGGGCCAGCGUUGCCACGCAGGUGAUGGAACUGGAGACCAGUAACAAGCAUAUAGUAUCGCGGCUCACAGAUGCCGAGAUCAAGUUCUCUGAAAUGAACAACCAGAUUGAUGUUAUGCAGCUGCAGACAGCACAGGCUGUCACUCAGACCUCGGCAGAUGCCGUCUAUGACUGCUCUUCCCUUUUUCAGAAGAACUACCGCAUCUCUGGAGUGUAUAAACUUCCUCGCAAUGAAUUCCUGGGCAGUCCUGAGCUGGAGGUGUUCUGUGACAUGGAGACCUCAGGCGGUGGCUGGACCAUCAUUCAGAGACAAAAGAGUGGACUUGUCUCCUUCUACCAGGACUGGAAGCAGUACAAGCAGGGCUUUGGCAGCAUCCGUGGAGACUUCUGGCUGGGGAAUGAACACAUCCACAGACUCUCCAGACGGCCAACUCGGCUACGUGUGGAAAUGGAGGACUGGGAAGGCAACGUGCGCUAUGCUGAGUACAGCCACUUUGUUCUGGGUGAUGAAGUGAGCAGCUACCGCCUCUUCCUGGGGAACUACAGUGGCAAUGUGGGACAUGACGCCCUCCUCUAUCAUAACAACACAGCCUUCAGCACCAAGGACAAGGACAAUGACAACUGCUUGAACAAGUGUGCACAGCUCCUUAAAGGUGGAUAUUGGUACAAAUGCUGCACAGACUCGAACCUCAACGGGGUGUACUACCGCCUCGGAGAGCACAAAAAGCACCUGGAUGGCAUCUUCUGGAACGGCUGGCAUGGGUCUAGCUACUCCCUGAAACAGGUGGAGAUGAAAAUCCGCCCAGAAGACUUCAAGCCCUAAAAAGAGAUCUGCUGUGGAACAGGGAUGCAGAAAUAGAAAGAAAUGGAGGCUGGGCAAGGGUAGAGAAAGGGAGGAAGAGAGGAUAGAAAUGGUAGGGAUGGAAAAUGGCCCAU
This is a messenger RNA of Choloepus didactylus (southern two-toed sloth), 1366 nucleotides long. Its product is annotated as angiopoietin-related protein 7-like. NCBI's taxonomy places the organism in Eukaryota, Metazoa, Chordata, Mammalia, Pilosa, Megalonychidae. Bases 219 to 1253 code for a protein of 344 amino acids. The record is from RefSeq and is a predicted model, not a curated record. The transcript has 5 exons.